Molecule: messenger RNA, 2025 nt
Organism: Trichoderma virens Gv29-8
Lineage: Eukaryota; Fungi; Ascomycota; Sordariomycetes; Hypocreales; Hypocreaceae
Exons: 5
Coding region: 1-2025 (674 amino acids)
Source: RefSeq, a predicted model, not a curated record
AUGGCCAGGAAGCCUGCCUCUGGCCAAGACACUUGUGCAGCUCCAACUGCUAGUCCAAGUACGAUAUGCACUGCUACUCAACCAAACCCACCCAUGGCAGAGUCUGUGGUGGCCGUUGAUGGCUGUGUUAAUGAGAUUUUGAUGGGGGAUCUCCGGAUCACCAGGGUCCAUGCUAGUAUCAGCAUCUUUAGUAGUAUUGCGCUGUACGAGUACAGUAUGCUGGUUGAGUCCAUCGUAUCGACAAGUCUCUUCGCGAUGCUCAGUGCUACUGUAUCUAACAAGCGAAUGGACCCCUUUGAAUUAAUUUACGUGGUGGUGGAUCAAAGGCCGAGGCCAGCGGCCAACGCUCGCUUGCUCGACGUACAUACAAGUAAGGUUCCCCGGCUGUGGUGGAGAGAUCCCUACGGGGCAGACUGCGAUGCGAUACGUCUUGCAAUUAGUAUUAGGGGGAUCUAUUUCUUGGGGAAAUACGGAGUAGUAGCCUCUUGGCAUUGGCCAUUGGCUCGAAGGAUGAUGGGAUCCAUCGAGGAUGCAGACAACCUGCAGUGCGCAGGCGCAUUCCGGGGGCCGCGAGAGCUGGCAUGGAACCAGGCAAGCCAGGUUAUUUCGAGCGCAGGACGCAGUGCAAGUGCUCUGAAGGCGAGGCGUCGUCGUCAUGCACGGCUCGCGUCAAGGCUAGCAGCCAACCUGCUUCAUCGUGGCGGCAACCCUGAUGUAUACGAGCAUGGCGAUCGGCAGGGUAUUACGCCAGAGGGCCUCCCGGGUUGGCGUCGCUGCCUUGGACGGAAGCAUUGCGACCACGAUGGCUUCGUGUCGCGAGACAGCCACCAGAAGACUCACCCGGCGAGGGGUCAUCAGGCUGCCGCGGACAUUGAAGACCUGCAGCACAGCAAAAGGGGGGUGAGGAUGCGGACGAUAUCACCGGUAAGAAGGCAUCCCUGGCGUGUACAAUGUGCGCGCCCUACGGGUAUCGCCCUGCCGCGGGGAUCCAGCAUACUGGGUGGUCUUUUAAUAAACAAUUCAUGGAGUGAGAAUGCUGCACUCCUAGUGGUCGUGCAGAAGCGAGGAGAGCCACGGUCGUCAGAAACGAGCAAAGGCAACCGUUGCAUGGGAAUGUCUAAACUUGGAGACGUCCAUUCCAACCCCGCGAUAAUCUACAUACUGAUUGGCCAAUCCGCCGCCAAGCAGGAGGGGAAAGAAGAAUUGCUACAGCACUCGUACGAGUACUAUCUGUGCGACACCACCCUGGGAUGGAGCGCCCAGUCUGGAACAGAGCUCGCCUUUCCAAUUGAGGAUCCAGCUUCAGGCGACCAGGGACCAGAAGGAGGGCAUUCCGAGGCAUCCAUCGCGCAUUUCCCCAAAUUUCACAAGCGGCCUGCCGCAGUGCAGAGAACAGCCCUCCGAACCACCUCUACAUCACCACUAGUCCGUACACAGCUUGGGGUCUUACAUGACAGCAUCACUAGCCAGGCCGAUACGGCAUCGCAUGGGCCGUCAGUUGGUGUCGUGUGCGUCAAAACUGCACUACCAACCGGACUCGGCCUCUGGAACGUGCCGACUCGGAUGUUUGUUCCCCAACCGGCGGCGGGCGCAACAGAUGAGGGCUUGAGCAGAAUACGGAUGAGCAGGGCUAUUAUUACCAACGAGUAUCUUUCAUCGACAGGAACGGAGUACAGUACCAGGGAUAUUGACAUGACCCAACCAACGACGGGGCCUGGCAUCGCCGUUACCCCAUACUGCAAAAUGAGAUCGGAUGAUGCGGAGAGCCAUUGCGCAGAAGGCAGUAGGGCAACUGCCCACGCACCAUGUGCUGAAUGCGUUGAUCAGACCAGGCAUGAGCAAGAAUGGCGAGGUCUCGUCCAAGGCGCAAACAUCUUCACUCCAACCACGAGUGCAGUGCUGCCUUUACCAUUGAUGACUCCAUAUCACCUGUACGAGUACUGUUCCUGCACAGCGAGCUCUGACGGUGCAAUCCAAGAAUUUCAAAUAGUACUGCCAGCGCCUAGUUCCAAACCACAGCCCUAA